CGUGGAUCCUCUGGGGAGCCUCAACAACCUCAUGAUGCUGAAGAGGCAGAGAAGAGUCUCUCCAGAUCAGAACUCCUCAAGAAACACCAGCAGAGAUCCACAGGGAAGAGAACUCACUGCUGCUCUGACUGUGGGAAGAGAUUCACCUCCUCAGGCAUUAAAAUUCAUCAGAGAACACACACAGGAGAGAAAUCUUAUAGCUGUGAUCAAUGUGGGAAGAGUUUUACUACAUCUAGCAAUCUGACUGUACACCAGAGAACACACACAGGAGAGAAACCUUAUAGCUGUGGUCAAUGUGGGAAGAGUUUUACUACAUCUAUCCAGCUGACAUUACACCAGAGAACACACACAGGAGAGAAACCUUAUAGCUGUGAUCAAUGUGGGAAGAGUUUUACUACAUAUGGCCAUCUGACUUUACACCAGAGAACACACACAGGAGAGAAACCUUAUAGCUGUGAUCAAUGUGGGAAGAGUUUUGGUAGAUCUGGCCAGCUGACAUCACACAAGAGAACACACACAGGAGAGAAACCUUAUAGCUGUGGUCAAUGUGGGAAGAGUUUUGGUAGAUCUGACCAGCUGACAUUACACCAGAGAAUACACACAGGAGAGAAAUCUUACAGCUGUGAUCAAUGUGGAAAGAGAUGUACUACAUCUGGCCAGCUGACAUUACACCAGAGAACACACACAGGAGAGAAACCUUAUAGCUGUGAUCAAUGUGGGAAGAGAUUUACUACAUCUAGCCAGCUGACAUUACACCAGAGGAUACACACAGGAGAGAAACCUUAUUGCUGUAAUCAAUGUGGGAAGAGUUUUACUCAGCUGAACAGCCUGAUAGUACACCAGCGGACACACACAGGAGAGAAACCUUUUAGCUGUGAUCUAUGUGGGAAGAGAUUUACUACAUCUAGCGCUCUUACUUCACACCAGAGAAUACACACAGGAGAGAAACCUUAUUGCUGUAAUCAAUGUGGGAAGAGUUUUACUGAAUCUAGCUCGCUGACUAAACACCAGAGAAUACACACAGGAGAGAAAACUUAUACCUGUAAUCAAUGUGGAAAGAGUUUUACUCACCUACAAAGCCUGAUAGUACACCAGCGGACACACACAGGAGAGAAAUCUUUUAGCUGUGGUCAAUGUGGGAAGAGCUUUACUACAUGUAGCGCUCUUACUUCACACCAGAGAAUACACACAGGAGAGAAACCUUGUAGCUGUGAUCAAUGUGGGAAGAGAUUUACUACAUCUAGCGCUCUUACUUCACACCAGAGAAUACACACAGGAGAGAAACCUUAUUGCUGUAAUCAAUGUGGGAAGAGUUUUACUGAAUCUAGCUCGCUGACUAAACACCAGAGAACACACACAGGAGAGAAACCUUAUAGCUGUGCUCAAUGUGGGAAGAGUUUUACUACAUCUAUCCAGCUGACAUUACACCAGAGAACACACACAGGAGAGAAACCUUAUAGCUGUGAUCAAUGUGGGAAGAGUUUUACUACAGCUGGCCAUCUGACUUUACACCAGAGAACACACACAGGAGAGAAACCUUAUAGCUGUGAUCAAUGUGGGAAGAGUUUUACUGCAUCUGGCCAUCUGACUUUACACCAGAGAACACACACAGGAGAGAAACCUUAUAGCUGUGAUCAAUGUGGGAAGAGUUUUGGUAGAUCUGGCCAGCUGACAUCACACAAGAGAACACACACAGGAGAGAAACCUUAUAGCUGUGGUCAAUGUGGGAAGAGUUUUGGUAGAUCUGACCAGCUGACAUUACACCAGAGAACACACAAAGGAGAGAAACCUUAUUGCUGUAAUCAAUGUGGGAAGAGUUUUACUGAAUCUAGCUCUCUGACUAAACACCAGAGAACACACACAGGAGAGAAAUCUUAUAGCUGUGAUCAAUGUGGGAAGAGUUUUACUGAAUCUAGCUCUCUGACUAAACACCAGAGAACACACACAGGAGAGAAAUCUUAUAGCUGUGAUCAAUGUGGGAAGAGAUUUACUACAUCUAGCUCUCUGACUUCACACCAGAGAACACACACAGGAGAGAAACCUUUUAGCUGUGGUCAAUGUGGGAUGAGAUUUACCAGAUUUAGAUAUCUAACUAUACACCAGAGAAAACACACAGGACAGAAACCUUAUAGCAGUAAUAAAUGUGGGAAGAUAUAGCUGUGACCAGAGAUAAUCUGAUAAAAGAUCUCGGAUUCAACAUCAGAAAAUACAUGUUAUAUAAUAAAUUGGUCUAUAAUCAAUUUUAUGAACAAUCCUACAUCACUCCAGUAUUUAUUGAAAACAUUCAAGUGCUAAUUGUCUUUAUUCCAAUACUGAAGAAGCAUGACUCAAAUCACCUCAUACUUCAAACAUUCAGCCUGACAAAAGAUACAUGUUUUAUUAUUCCAUGCCUCACCCUUAAGUGAAGUAUUGCCAAUAUAUAUUAACAAAGGGGUGUACAUUUGGUUUUGAUUUUCAUAUUUACAAUUUAUGUAACAUUUAGUCAUAGUUAUUUAUGCAACCAGCUGACAAUUUUUGGGUACUAUUAUAUUGAAAUUGUUAUCCUGCUUUUAGAAUAUCAGGGAUCAUUCUCAC
Molecule: messenger RNA, 2574 nt
Organism: Salvelinus fontinalis (brook trout)
Lineage: Eukaryota; Metazoa; Chordata; Actinopteri; Salmoniformes; Salmonidae
Product: zinc finger protein 850-like
Exons: 1
Biological process (GO): negative regulation of transcription by RNA polymerase II
Molecular function (GO): DNA-binding transcription repressor activity, RNA polymerase II-specific
Source: RefSeq, a predicted model, not a curated record